UUAAGAGCAAUGAUAAUGGCCGCUGAAAAAGAUAAAGCAAAACUGAGAGAGGAAGAGACUAAGAGACAACUCUUGAGAAGGAGAGAAGAACAACAAUCAAGGGAGUUGGCCAUAUUAACUGAGACAGAGAACCUGAUGGAGAGAGACAGAGAUAAAGAGGAAGACCGUCUGGCUGAAUUGAAAAGAGAAAAGACAUACAGAAUGCCAGGUGAGGAAGGUGAGGAGACAAAAGAAAUGGAGAGAGAGAGAAGGCAAGAAGAUUCAUUGGGACAUUUUGAAACCGAGAAGUCCAAAGACAAGGACCAACUGACUGAGGAGCAGAAAAGAAAGGAAAUGGAAGAGAAUGAAACAGAAAAACAAAAACAGCUUGAGAAGGAACUUGAGGCCAAGAUAGAAAGACAGAACGAAACAACAAAGACAACAAACACAGACAGCCAGAGCGCAAAGGAAGAAAUAGUCAGAAAUGAAGAAAGGACAAACAACGACCUUGAAGGGGUGACAAAGACAAAGGCAGAGAGACCCAAUGAGUUGAACCUCUCAGUGGACAUAGAGGCAGAGAGACUGUUGGAAGGAAAUGGGAAGAGGGAAGAGAUAGAGAGAGAAAGUGAGAGAGAGCAGAAGAAGCAGGAAGCAGAAGAAACAAAGGAUGAGGAGCUGGAGAUGGAGAGGAAUAAGGAAAGAAUGAGACUAGCGGAAGAGAGGAAGAAAGAACUGGACAUCAGGAGGCAAGAGAUGGACAGAAGGUUUCGAGAGAGGAUAAAGGAAUUAAACACCAAGUGGCAAGAAAUUGAGACGCAAAAGCAAGAACAGAAAGAGCUUGAAAUGGCGAGCAGAGGUGAGAAUGAAACACUGAAAGACACGCAAGCAAAAGAGACAGACAGCCAGAGACAGGGAGAAGAAACGGAAGAAGGAAAGAGGCCUGUCACAGAGUCUGUGAAAGUGGAGUCUGAAGCUAAAAAGAAAAUGGAGCUGGAGAAGAACGAUGCACCUGAGAGGCAAGAUGAAAUGAAAAAGAAACAGGAGGAAACACAGAGGAUGGCAGAAAAGAAAGGAAGUGAGGAAGAGAUGAAAAAGAAACAGGAGGAGAGACAAAGAAUGGCAGAAAAGAAAAGGAGUGAGGAAGAAAUGAAAAAGAGGGAGAAGAGUCAAAGAAUGGCAGAAAAGAAACAGAGUGAGGAAGACCUGAAGAAACAACAAUUGGAGGAGGUCAAACAGAAAAUCCGCAAGAAACAGAGAGAUGGAGAGAUGGAGAUAUGGAAGAAAGAGGCAGAAAGACAGAAAAACAACAAUGCCAAGCACCUCCAGAUGAAACCCAAAGAGAAACCAUUUGCGAAGUGCAAAGACUUCUCCAUCUUCUGUUCCCAGAAGUGACACCUGGUUAUUGAGUGUAUGGAUAUAU
This is a messenger RNA of Sardina pilchardus (European sardine), 1399 nucleotides long. RefSeq lists its product as uncharacterized. Lineage: Eukaryota; Metazoa; Chordata; Actinopteri; Clupeiformes; Clupeidae. The record is from RefSeq and is a predicted model, not a curated record. The transcript is spliced from 2 exons. The coding region runs from base 10 to 1371 and encodes 453 amino acids.